AUGGCAACAACAGGGACUCCACUCAUGGAAGAUACUGGGUCUUCCAAUGGAACUUCUCAAAGUGCAGCCUCAGACAAAACCGCCAAUGACACCAUCCAAGAUCAUCCUGAUGGUGAUGAUAUCCGUCGUCAAGUAUGCUUUCCCGCUCCUGCCCCCGAUGAGACCCAUGACAUACUGACCGUCUUCAAGGUCGAGUACUACUUCUCUGAUGAGAACCUUCCCACAGACAAGCAUUUAUUACAGUUCUGCGGCGGGCGUGAGAACCUUCCUGUGUCCGUCAAUCGCAUCUGCGGGUUUUCGAGGAUGCGACAAUACAAACCUAAAAGCCUCGUCAUUGCAGCACUUCGUCUAAGUGCCUUCCUCGAAGUAUCUGCUGAUGGCAAAACGAUCAAGCGCAAAAUCCCUUUACGGGGAAAAUGCCUUCUCGAUCCAGACUUCUUCGACGAUGAAGACAUCGCCUACGACCCACGCGUUCAGAAACCAACUCCGCGUCCCGUGCAGUUCCUGCAAGUGAAGAAAGAUGCACGCAUGGAAGGGGUAUCGAAGAACAUGCGAAAGCCAACAGGGUUCGAAAGAACCUACAUGGAGCCAGUCCUCACUCCCGAGGAGUCCGCACAAGAAGACGAUAUGUAUGCUUCCGACAAGCACUUUGUUGAGCGUAUCGAGAUCGCCAUCCAGCGCUUCAAGAACAAGCGGCGCAUGCGCGAGAUUUAUGCACACGUCUUUGAUAAGUUUAUGCGCUUUGGUGGUGUAGAUGCCGGCCCGCGCAUGUACCAAGGUCUGUCGAAGCAGGAAAUGAAUGAAAUGGACGCCGAAGACCUCGCUAGAGCACUUGCCACUCAUCACGUACCAUGGGACCGCUCUAAGGAGACUGAUUGGGUGGUUGAUUUUUCCGGCGUCUGCAAAGGGUUCCUUUCAUCGUGGUAUCCUGCUCACUAUGGCUACGCUCCUCAUCUGAUCAAAAAUGCCUGUCAAGUCCUUCGUUCCUUCUUCAGGUAUCUUCGAUAUCACAGAGUCUGUCCUGAGUAUGACGAUCAACUCGCUGCUGCACUCGACAUUUGUGACGCUGCUGAGGAGCAGCUCCCCAAAGCAAAUGCUGCAGGGCUUGCCAUGACAGGAGACUUUAACAAGUCUGCCAGCGUCAUCUUUGGAGGCUCUCAAGCUUGCCUUUACAUUGGUAACAAGAGUUGGGCAGAGGAGUUAAGAGAGGAGGGUGUGAACAACGAAGAGAUUGGUAUUUCUGAGGAAGAGGCCAAGGCCAAGUUUGGCAUUGGGAUUGCCAUCUUGGGCUCGGAAGCGCAAUUCGGGCUGUACGAGUCGUCCAAGUUGGAGGUCCUCAGUAAGAAGUCGGCCUACCUCGAAGUAGUCACCAUCCACCCACCCGACUGUGACACCAAAGCAGCCUACGACGCGCAGAGCACGUUCUACAAGCGCAAACUGGAACUUCAACCGCUUGGCAAACUUAUCUGCAGGACCUGGUACCCUGCCGGAUGUGAUGAGUAUGACCUACCGAAGGACAAGUACCCUAACGGCAAGCCUUGGACAACGGGCGACAGCCAAGAGUACGAAUUUUGGAUUGAAGGGGAUAUUCUUAGGGAUUGCUUCAUCGGCAUGAAGAUGGACGCUGACAUUUUGGUGCUAUCGGGUGGCCUGAGUAUUCUGGACAAUGUCAAGGAAACCAUGUGCAGCUUCUACGUGUGGCUGCCGAAUGAAUUGUGGAUGGAGCGAAAGCCGGAGGUACGGUGGCUGAAGAAGAGCAUGGGUCCUGACGAAAACGACCAAGACGAUGACAACGACGGUAAAGAAGCGAAGCAAGGUGCAGACAAAGAAGCUUGGGAUGAUGAGUUUGAUGAUGAGUGA
This is a messenger RNA of Bipolaris oryzae ATCC 44560, 1860 nucleotides long. RefSeq lists its product as uncharacterized. The record is from RefSeq and is a predicted model, not a curated record. Lineage: Eukaryota; Fungi; Ascomycota; Dothideomycetes; Pleosporales; Pleosporaceae. The transcript has 2 exons. Gene Ontology annotation, cellular component: nucleus; ARC complex. Bases 1 to 1860 code for a protein of 619 amino acids. Gene Ontology annotation, molecular function: mRNA binding. Gene Ontology annotation, biological process: regulatory ncRNA-mediated gene silencing; RNA processing.